AAUAAUAAAUCUAUUUGAAAUUGAAUUAUCGACGAUAAUGGCGCACGUAAGGCAAAAUGGCCACCUUUUUCUCCGUCGAGCAAUUAAGAGAAGUGACAAAAAUACAGCGAUAAAUUUGAUACUACAUGAUGUUGGUAUUAAUGACGCUCAUCUAAACGACAGUGUUCUUCUUCAUUACGCUAUUAUUAAAUUUGACGAUUUAGAUAUUGUAAACAUGUUACUUGAUAAAGGAGCCAAUAUCCAUGCAAAGGAUAAAUACAGUCAAAAGCCUCUACAUAUUGCGAUACAAAAUAAUAAAACAGAAGCCGCAUUAUUGCUUAUACGCAAAGGAGCUCUUGUUAAAAAAGAUUUAAAACAAUUGUUGCUGACAGCUAUUCAAAACAAUAACCAUACAAUAUUUGAAAUGUUAAUUAAUCAGAGAAUGCAGUGCAAUCCAUCAGAUGAUAUAAGCAGUCUUAUUGAUGACGCUAUUUUUCAUGGAAAUCCGAAGAUUAUCAAACACAUCCUACCUCAUUGUCAAUUUUUAGAAUCAACUAAUAAAUAUAUUCCCAAGAGACUUGUAAUAAAAUCUGAUUUACAGUGUAAAGAAAGUGUUCAAUUAUUAUUAAACUCGAAUUUUAUUAUUCAUCCAGACUGUCAACAUGAUACAGAUUUUAUUUAUGCGGCUGCUGAAAAUGGUCAUCAAACAAUUGUUUUACAACUUUUAAGAUUUGGAAUUGACGUGAAUAUGGUUAACUCAAAAACAAGACUCAAUUUACUUACAAUUGCUUGUCUCAACAAACAUCAUGAAAUAGUUGAACAUCUUCUACUACAUGGAGCCCAAGUGAACGAGAUAGUACCUGCUAAUUAUUUGACGAUGAAUAAUGGACUGAAUUUCUUUAAGAUCAUUUGUGACUUUAAUCAUUUUUUGUUAUUGAAUGGUGUAGAGUAUUCUUUAAAUGAUAUAUCUUGUUUACAUAUCGCUGUUUGUAACUCUGAUCAAGUAAUGACAGAAAUGUUAUUAAAAAGCGGUGCAAAAAUUGCAAAUGAUCCAGAAUGUUUCUUCAUCACAUGUUUAGCAGCACAGAUAGGAUCUGAAUCAUUAGUUCGUGUAUUUCUGAAUCAUGGUCUCAAAGUAAACUUCACUGAUAUCCAAGGAAAAAUACUUUUACAUAGCUGUAUUUAUGCUAAUAAUGGUAGAAAAGAUUCCAGUUAUGAUGUGGUUAAUUUUAUUCUCAAAAAAGGAGCAAACUUUCAUCUUCACGCUCCAGGCAAUACAUUUGUUUUCGAUGCAUUAAACAAUGGACAUCGAAGAAUUGCUCAACUAUUUCUGCAAUAUGAACCUGAUAUCAGUUAUGUUAGUCCAAAUGGUGAUACUGCAUUGCAUAUAGCAAUAGAAAGCCAAUUUAAUGCAGAAUUUAUAAUAACUUUAUUAAAACUUAAAUCACCAGUUGAUGCGAUAAACAGUGAUGGACUAACACCGCUUUUUGUUGCUUGCAAAAUUCAGUUGGACAAUCAAUUUCAGAUUAUAACAGCACUGUUACAGUACAAAGCAAAUGUUAAUUGUACUGAUAUUACUUUUAGAACACCUUUGCAUUCUGUGUGUCAUGCUCAGAAUUAUAGACUUGUUCAAGUUUUACUUGAAAAUGGAGCUAAUCCAAAUGCUCAAAAUGAUGAAGGUCAAACACCUCUACAUAUUAUUUGUAAAGUCGAUAAUAAUUCAGAGAUUAUAAAAUUAUUAAUGGCGUAUAAAGUCGAUAUUGACGCUGUAGAUGCUAAAGGUUGGACACCACUUUUCGUAGCUUGUUAUGCACGUAAUGAGCGAGCAUUGCAAUGUCUAUUAGAUUACAACGCUAAUCCUAAUCAUACUGAUUUAAAGAGUUUAACUGCUCUUCAUAUUGCGGUUGAACAGAAAUCGAUUGAGAUGACUAAAUAUCUCUUGAAAUGUGGUGCCAAUAUUACUAGUGCUGAUAAAAAAAAUCAAACUGCUCUACAAAUUGCUGUUGAAUUAUAUCGAGUUCUUCAAUGUAACGAAGGUAAUAAUCAUCGCUUAAAUAGGAUGAAUAAUUGUAAAGAAAUUAUAAAAAUUUUAAAAACAGAAGUUGUUAAAUUAGUCGUCGCUGGAUUUAAGGUGAAUGACAUUGAUUGGAAGAUAGUUUAUGACCCUGAUUAUCCUCUUAGCAAUGAAAGAGAAUUGGCAAUUGAUAUAUGGCAACUUGAUGAAUCAUGUCAGCAAGAAAUUGAUGAGAUGAAACAAGAAACUAUUGGUACUUCCGGUAUUACUUUUGAUAACUUGUUGAAAAAACCUGAUUAUUUUCUACGUCGAUUUAUGAACAAUGAAGAUAUUGAAAAAACUUUAAAAAAAAGACAUCACGAUAGAAAGUAUCCAUUGUAUAUCGAUAUUAUUUGUGGUCGAUUUCGAGAUGUAAAAUAUCGAUAUGAAAUAACAAAUUCUGCGAAAAAAUAUUUUCGUAAGAAAAUUUACCAAAAAAUGCCUGAUGAGUAUGCUCAUAAAAUUUUAAGUUAUUUAAAUUUUGGAGACCUGAAAAUGUUUCUUUUAGCCAUGAAACCAGUGGAUGGUAUUCGAGAGAUACCGGAAUUAUUCGGUGAUAAAAAAAAAAUGUCAAAUUUACAACAAAACAGUUAUUACUACCAACUGUGUGAAGCAAUUGUUAGAAAAGACAAAGCGAGAAUUAUUAAUUUAAUAAUGAACAAUGCUCGUGUUAAUAUUCCUGAUUCACAAGGAAAUACCCCUCUUCAUUGGGCAAUUAUUAAGUUUGACGACUUAGAAAUCAUGAAAAUGCUACUCAAUGAAGGAGCAGAUAUCUACGCUAGAAAUCAUAAUUAUUACACCCCACUUAAUGUUGCAAUUCAAAAUCAUAAAAAAGAAGCUGUAUCUUUGCUCAUUGAAAAAGGAGCUCUUAAUGAAGAAGAUUUAAAUGCAUCAUUGCUCAUAGCUAUUGGACAAAAUGAUGAUCUUAUGGUUAAAAUGCUUAUUGAUUAUGGAAUGAAGUAUAACCUAGCAAUUAAUUUUAUCAUACCUCUCAAUGCUGCUAUCACACAAAACCGACUAGAAAUAAUAAAACUUAUUAUACCUCAUUGUCCAUUUUUAAACUCAUCAAAUGAAUAUAUUCCUAGAGAUUUGGUGAUGAAAUCUGGACCAAAGUCUAAAGAAUGUAUGGAGUUAUUGAUGACGUCUAACUUUACUAUUGAUCCAAUCAGCUAUUCUGAUAAUGAUUUUAUUUAUGCAGCUGUAGAAAAUGGACAUUUACCAAUAGUUAUAAAACUUUUAGAGCAUGGAAUUGAUGUUAAUAUGAUGAAUACAAAAACAGGGCUUAAUUUACUAUUGAUCGCUUGUUUAAAUAAACAUUAUGAGAUUAUUGAAAAACUUUUAGAACAUCAUGUGAACGUAAAUGUGUCAAUACCUGCUAGUAAUGAAAGAUUGAAUAAUCAAAUGACUUUCUCUAUCAAUUUGUCUGUAUAUCGCCAAUUAUUAUCUAAUUAUAAUUAUAAAACUGAUUCAAUUGAAGUGACAUGUCUACAUAUUACUGUCUUCAAUUCUGAUUGGAAAACGACACAACUGUUAUUGAGAUAUGGCGCAAAAAUUGAGAAUGAUCCAACAUUCUCUACUAUAAUUCGUAUAGCUGUACAUAACAAUUGUAAAGAACUUGUUUCUAUAUUUUUGGAUCAAGGUGUUAGUGUGAAUGACAUUGAUCCUCUGGGAAAUUCUCUUUUACAUUUCUGUAUUUAUUUCAACCCUGAUGUAAAAGAUAAAAGUUACAACGUUGUUAAAUUACUUUUAGAAAGAGGAGCAAACACUCGAAUUCCAGGUCAAAACAUUAUUUUCCAAGCAAUGAAAUAUAAUCAUCAUAGAACAGCUCAAUUAUUACUUGAUUAUAAUGCUGAUACUCAAUAUAUUGGUCAAAAUGGUGAUACUUUACUUCAUAUAGCUCUACAACGGAAGUUUGAUGUAAGAUUUAUAGAAACUUUGUUAAAAUUAAAUUCUUCAGUAAAUUUUAUCAAUAACGAAGGAAUUACACCACUUAUGAUUGCUUGUCGAAAUUUAUCUGAACAACUUGACGUAGGUGUACGUAUUAUUGAUCUGCUUUUACACUAUGGUGCAAAUGUCAAUUGUGAUGAUCAUUUUAUGAUGACGCCUUUACACUUUGUAUGUAAUAUUUCAAAUUUAAGAUUUAUCAAAAGUUUUCUUGUCAAAGGAGCAAAUGUUAAUGCUCGAAAUUAUGCACAGCAAACCCCCCUUCACAUAGUUUGUACAUCUAGGGGUGAUGUAGUUCCGAGAAUAGAAUUAUUACUAGAAUAUGGUGCAAAUAUUGAAGCUGUUAAUAAUCGUGGCCAGACACCACUUUCCCUUGCCUGUCAUUUCGAGCAUUAUGAAGUAAUUCAAUGUCUAUUGAAUCAUUAUGCUAAUCCUAAUCAUAUUGAUUCAAAAAAUUUAACUCCUCUUCAUAUUGCUAUUGAGAAGAUGAUAUAUUAUUCUAGAAUUAACAGUCCUGAAUUUUGCAGAAAGUUUAGAAUGAUCAUAAAAGCUAUUGUAUCACAAAGAAUUAAAUUGAAAACUGCUGGCUUAGAGUUGAAGAACCAACAUUCAAAAAUAGUUUAUAAAUCUGAUGAAUACAUAACUAUUGAUAAUAGGAAGUAUUAUGUAAUGGAUAUUUUACAACUAAAUGUAGCUUCCUGUUCUAGUAAUUAUAACAUGCUUAAAGUUUCUAAUAAAAGAAAUUCCAUUGAUGAUAUAUCACAACUCGAAUCUAGAUGUGAGCAAGAACUUGAAAAGAUAAAGGAAGAAAAAAUUGGUAUUGAUGAUCUUACUUUUUAUCAUUUAUUGAAAGGAAAUAUUUAUAUUCUUAAAAAUUUGUUUGAAAAUGACGAAGUUCAACAAAAAUUACAACUACAAGUUUACGAUGAAAAGUUCCCAUUAUAUAUUAAUAUUAUUAGAAAUCGAUUUCGUAAUGCAAAAAACCGAUAUGAACGAUAUUUGUUGGAGAUAUCUGCAAAAGAUUAUUUCAGAUUAAAUAUCAAUCAACGAUUGCCUGAUGAAUGUAUAAUGAAAAUAUUAAGUUAUUUACAUGUUAAAGAAUUGAAUAUGUUUAUUUCAACUAUGAAAAAUUUAAAUUAAAUUAAUAACUAGUCUGUUAAACUUAAUCAUCAGAUUUCAAUAAUUGUAUAAAUAUAUUUUAAUUCAGACGAUAAAUAUAAGUAAUUUUUUUUUGGUGUGUGUAUAUUUGUAUGCGUAAUGUAUGUUUUCAA
Messenger RNA from Chelonus insularis, 5247 nucleotides. RefSeq names its product serine/threonine-protein phosphatase 6 regulatory ankyrin repeat subunit C-like. The transcript has 3 exons. Gene Ontology annotation, cellular component: ciliary inversin compartment. Gene Ontology annotation, molecular function: protein binding. The record is from RefSeq and is a predicted model, not a curated record. Gene Ontology annotation, biological process: protein localization to ciliary inversin compartment. The coding region runs from base 38 to 5116 and encodes 1692 amino acids. Lineage: Eukaryota; Metazoa; Arthropoda; Insecta; Hymenoptera; Braconidae.